AUGGUUAUGGACUCGCCGGAGCAACGGCGGAAGCGGAAGCGGUUUCUGAAACCCACAAACUUCUCACCUCUCCGCCAUUUUCCUCCUGUAAGAUCUCUCCUUUACUGUUUCGGUUUCUUUGUUUUCUUCUAUCUCCUUUUCCGGCGACACACGUCGGCGUUUCAUCACGUCAUAGCACACUCCAGAUUAUCCUCUUUAUCCGCCUUUCAAAUGGACCCCGUUUCAGUUUUCUCCAAGUUUAACGAGUUACCUCAGUUUAAAAUAGAAGAUAGGGUUUCGUUUCCUGAUCAUGUUCUACUGUUAGUCUCAAAAAGUACAGAUACCGGAACUGAAAUCGGAAAUAGAUUGAAAUGUAUUUACAAAAGUAACAACUCCGAUUCCGAUUCGGAUCUCGAUAACGGUGUUAGAAAGGGUAGAAAUCCAUUGUCGGUGGAGGAGUACAACGAUAAUCGUUUUCUCGUUCGUUGCCCGCUCCCUCCGGUGAACUUCUCAUCUCUAAUCACACUACAACAACAUGGUCUGAUGAUCGAUACAACAGAAGAUAAACCUGUAAAUUCAUGGGAGAAUCUAGCGUAUGAGGCGGUGUUGGACGGAAACACCGCCGUCGUGUUCGUGAAAGGGAUCAGCCAUCGACAGGAUAAGGAAUCCGACCCGAAACAAUUCAGUUGUCAUUUCGGAUUAGGCGAUUGGAAAACCGGUGACAAAUUCAUGCUCACAACCAGAGCUUUAACGGCAGCUCAAGAAGUCGUCCGGUGUAUGUUACCAAGAAGCAUCCUCAUGCACCCGGAGAAAGCUCUAGGCAUACGCGCGACCGUCAGUUUCCGAAUGCCCAGAAUCCAUGGCCGUUCCCACCGGAUUUUUCUCCCUUCUGUCGCCAAAAUCUCAACUUCAAAACCAACCACAACCAUGAAAAAACACGAUCUUUGCGUCUGCACAAUGCUAUGGAAUCAAGCUGAUUCAAUUCGUGAAUGGGUAACCUACCAUUCAUGGCUCGGUGUACAAAAAUGGUUCAUCUACGACAACAACAGUGAUGACAAAAUCAAAGACGUCGUCAAGAAUCUUAACCUCGAGGGCCACAACAUCACCCGACAUAUCUGGCCAUGGAUCAAAACUCAAGAAGCUGGAUUCUCUCAUUGUGCUAUGCGAGCAAGAACAGCCUGCAACUGGGUUUCUUUCAUGGAUAUAGACGAAUUCUAUCACUUCCCACGUUUAACCUCCACCAUAACCCCAUCUCAAGGUUCUCUCCUAACCCUAGUUUCUAAUUUCACUUCAUCUUCUUCAAUCGGAGAAAUCAGAACAUCUUGCCAUAGCUUUGGGCCAUCUGGGUUAACUUCACGACCUAAAAAAGGAGUCACAGUAGGGUACACCUGCAGAUUACAAAGCCCAGAAAGACACAAAUCCAUAAUCCGACCCGAUGCACUUGACUUUACCCUAAUGAAUGUGGUCCACCAUUUUCAUUUGAGGAAAGGGUUUACGUUCGUGGAUGUGGAUCAAAGAGUUGCAGUGAUUAAUCAUUAUAAGUAUCAAGUGUGGGAGGUUUUUAGGGCAAAGUUUUAUAGAAGAGUUGCUACUUAUGUGACGGAUUGGAGGGAAAAUCAUAAUGAAGGGUCGAGAGAUCGAGCACCGGGUUUGGGUACAGAAGCAAUUGAACCGGUUGAUUGGAGAUUGCAAUUUUGUGAGGUUUGGGAUACGGGUUUAAGGGAUUUUGUUUUGGGGAAUUUGGUUGAUGUUUCCACUGGGGUUUUACCAUGGGAUAGAUCUUUGUGA
Lactuca virosa is the source of this 1767-nucleotide messenger RNA. NCBI's taxonomy places the organism in Eukaryota, Viridiplantae, Streptophyta, Magnoliopsida, Asterales, Asteraceae. The record is from the annotation of a GenBank genome assembly.